Molecule: messenger RNA, 3317 nt
Organism: Heteronotia binoei (common prickly gecko)
Lineage: Eukaryota; Metazoa; Chordata; Lepidosauria; Squamata; Gekkonidae
Gene: TTI1
Product: TELO2 interacting protein 1
Exons: 7
Coding region: 45-3317 (1090 amino acids)
Biological process (GO): chromatin remodeling
Cellular component (GO): cytoplasm
Source: RefSeq, a predicted model, not a curated record
GAGGCCCGAAGCUGCGUGAGAGAGGGAGGUGGCCAGGCCAGGCCAUGGCGGUCUUCGACACCCCGCAGGAAGCCUUUGGGGCCUUGCGGCCGGUGUGCGUGCAGCUGACCAAAGCCCAGACGGCGGAGAACGCGGAGCGCCUCCGUUUGCAGCUGCGAUCCGUGAGCGACUUCGCCCUGCAGGAGCUACAGGAGUACAUCCUCUUCCCUCUGAGGUUCGCCCUCAAAACGCCGGGGCCCAAACGGGAGAGCCUGGUCCGGAAGGUGGUGGAAUGCAUGGCCUUCGUCCUCUCCGCCACGCGUGUGAGGAAGGCGGACUUGCUGCAGGAGCUGUUCUCCGAGCUCUGCCUCUGCUUCGGGGCUCCGACCACCCCCAUCCAGCUGGCCCCGCUCUCCGAGGAACUGAAGCAGGACGUGAUCCGGGCGCUGCAGGCUUUGCUCCAUUCGGCCGACCGGGACGUUCUCUUGACCCUCUACCAGCCCUCCGGCCUUCCCCACUUGGGCUUUGCGGUGACCCUGCUGCUGGCUGUAGCAGAAUGGGAGAGAGCCAAGGCCGUCCAGAUCUCCGCCUUGCGUUGCUUGCAGGCUCUCCUGCUGCAGUGUGACUGCCCGGAGCGUCACGAGACUAUGGACCGCGAGGAGGAGAGACGUACCGGGGACCUCCUUGCUUCUUUCCUCCCUGGCAUCUCCAUCGCCCUGUCCCGGGUUAUCACGGGAGAUGUGAAGCAAGGGCACGCGGUCGUCGUCUCGGCCACCAGGGUCUUCUCUCGAGCUCUGGGCGCGGUGAUGGCGGACGAGCAGCUGGCCCAGAUCCCGGUGAAGAGAGAGAAGCCGGCCUCGGGUCAGGGCUGCCGAAUAGAGGAGCUCCUGGUGCACAGAGACCCCGACUGGGCGGCCGGCACCGCAGCCAAACUCUCCCUCCUGAUCCGGAAGGUGGUGAGCGGGGUGUCCGCGCACCCCCACUGGAAGGCCAGGAAGGAGCUGGCGGACAUGGCCUCUCUCCUUCUGAGCAAGUGCAUCCGCUCCUUGGCGGGGUCAGCGGGCCAGCUGGUGAGAGCCUUGGUCGGCCUCGUGAACGACGAGAGCCCCGAGGUCCGGAGCCGGAGCAACGAGGCGCUCGGGCGCCUGGCGGCCCGAGGGGUGGGGUCCAAGGACAGGCGCUUGGCGGACGUCCUUUCGGAGGAGCUCCACUCGCUCGCCGCGGCCCUGCCUCGCCUCAUGAGCUCCCACGACGACCGGAGCAAGCUGUCAACCUUGAACUUGCUCGAGGGGUACCUGAAGCUCUUGGGCCCCGAGGUGAACGUCGUCCUCCGCUCCGCGUCCCAUCUCCAGCGCCUCUCCAAAGCACUAAUGCAAGUCCUGGAGCUGGAUGUGAGGGACGUCAAGAUCGUGGAGGAAAGGCGCUGGCGGGGCCCGGAAGGCUCCCGGGAGCCGCCCGGGAGUUGGACCGAGCGCCUCCGUCAGGGCAGCAGCCCCCGGAAGUGCUUCCGCUUCUUCGCGGAGGACCGGGUGUUCUUCCUGCUGCGGCAGGUGGUCCGAAUCCUUGGCUAUUACGGGGACCUCUAUCUGCUCGUGGACCACUUCAUGGCGCUCUACCGGGAGUCGGCCGCGUACCGGAAGCAGGCGGCCAUGGUGGUCAACGAGCUGCUGGUCGGAGCAGCGGGCUUGAACGUGGACGUCCUCCGCGAGCGGGAAACGGCACCGAGCAAAGAGGAACUCAAGGAGGUGGUGGCUUCCGUGUUGGAGGAAUACGUGGACCCAGCCAACUGGCAUUUGGCCACCGGUCUCGAAGGGGAGGGACCCGAAGGGGAGGAACCCGCCACGCAACAUUCCGGGCUCCUCGCUGUCCCAUCUGCAGAGUGCGGCCAGCUUCCUUCUGCUUUGACUCCCAGACCCCUGGUCCGUUCCCUGAGCAGCAAUGUCUGGCAGGUUUGUAUCCAGCUGGAAGGAGUCGGCCUCUCCGCUUUGGCGCUCGAGAAGGACUUCCGCGAGCUCUUGAUCUCCGUCCUGUACCCUGUCCUGGAAAAGGCUGGGGACGGCACCCUGCUGGUCAGCCAGGUGGCCGUGGGGACUGUGGAGGACAUCUGCCAGGCCUGCGGGUAUGGCUCCGUCCCGGAGCUCAUCUGCCAGAAUGCCGACUACCUGGUGGACGGGAUUUCCUUGCAUCUGCGUCGUCUGGCUCAGGAACCCCAUGCCACGCAGGUCUUGGAAGCCAUGCUCCGACACUCGGACGCCAACGUGCUGCCUUUGGUGGGCGACGUGAUUCAAGACGUCCUGAGCGCACUCGAUCGGGGCCACGGGGGCCGCACGCCUCUGUUCCUUGGGGUCAUGCACACCCUCAUGGCGAUGCUAGCUUCCUGGUUUGUUUCCGGGCCCCAAACGGAGGGGACAUUGCAGCCAGAAGGUGACCCUUCGCUGGGAGAUGCUGGCUCUCAGAAGAGGCCUGCAGCCGGGCUCACCGUAGAGGGAAUGGAGGCCUUCUUCCAGGAGUAUGUCCACCGGAAGCGGAUAGCGGAAGGCGACUUACUAGAUGAGGAGGAUGAAGAGGGAGAAGAGCUCCUGCGUACUUCAGAGCCUGAGCCAAUUGAACAAAGUCCAGAGGUGGAGGCUCCGUUGCCUGCCCAUGCCCAGAUCGCCAAAGAAGUGAUGGAGCGCUGUGUCCACCUGCUCUCGGACAAGAGCCUUCGCGUGCGCCUGAAGGUUCUGGAUGUCUUGGAACUUUGUGUGACGGUCCUGCAUCCCCACCAGAACCACUUCCUCCCAUUGGCUCAUCGGACGUGGCCUGCCCUCGUGACCCGCCUGACCAACGACGACCCCUUGGCUGUGCUCCGAGCUUUCAAGGUGCUGUGCACGUUAGGAGCCCGGAGUGGGGACUUCCUGAGGCGUCGAUAUUCCAAGGACGUCCUGCCCAAGCUUGUGGGCUCCCUUGCCACCCAGGCGCCGGUCAGUGCCCGCGCUGGGCCCAUCUACAGCCACGCCCUGGCCUUCAAGCUGCAGUUGGCCGUACUCCAGGGCCUCGGCUCUCUCUGCCAAGCGCUGGACCUCGACGAGAGCGACCUCCAUCAGGUGGCAGAGGCCUGCCUGCCCUACCUCAGUGCAAAGCAGCCUGGGAAGUUGCAAGCAGCUGCCCACAGUGUGUUCCUCCACUUGAUGCAGAUGGACCCCGACGCCGUGUGGCUGUUCCUCAGUGAGGUCUGGUGCCCCCCGGCCUACGAGCCCCCCCACCCGAGCCUGCACGCGGUGAGGCUGAGCGGGAUGGGGAAGAAGCGGGACGAGUUCACGGACAACGUGCGGCGCCUGCUGGAGGAGCUGCAGUGA